AUAUGCCUCGUUUACAUGGCCGUAAGUUUAUGGUCUUCUCGACUUUAGAAAACCUGUCAACAAAAGUCUAGAAUUAUCAAAUCGUUGCGUGCUUCAAGCCAUGCCAGUCGAAUUCACAAUUUCCUCGAAAAUUCUUUACGACGCCGGUCUUCAAUCAUCAAAAUGUUCUUUUCAUCCGCGUGAACCAGUUCUCGCCUGUGCAAUCGACGGCGGAAAAAUUUGCCUAUAUCACAAGCAACACAUCGAAUUGAACGGUGGUGCCGAACUGAUUGUUCCAUUGUCUCAGUGGAGCGAGACAGUGCUAAAUCCUGUUCCAACCCAACACCCCAUUUCCGGAAUUUCCUGUUUACAGUGGGACGUGGAAGGAAAACGAUUAGCUGUUGGUUACGAAAACGGCACGUUGAUUUUGUGGAGUCGGGACGGAUGUCGUUUGUUUGAGAGGAGAAAGCACACCUCUUUCAUUUCGAGCAUUCGUUGGAACCCAAUCCAGCUCAAUGUCUUCGCAACCGGAAGUAAUGACAGGUCAGCCAUAGUGUGGGAUGCUGACAGGAAACCUUCGCCGCUGGUUCAACGAUUUGUUGCUCACGAAGGCGAUCGAAUUCACGACGUCGUUUGGAUUUCCGAAAAUCAAUUCGCUUCUUUUUCCAGAGACCAAAAUGACGGGAUAAUUCAUAUUUGUCAAAUUGGUAGAGAAAGUCCCGUCAUGACUUUCCUACACGGUGAUUCAAUAAAUGCCCUGAAAUGGAACGGCCCAUUCAAACUUUUGGCUUCGGUGUCAUCUUCCAGCAACGACCAGCUGCUUUUACAGCUUUGGUCAACGAGUCGAAAAGAUCCAAUCAGAAGACUCAAUUACACAAAUAAAUCGGCAGUCGGAUGCAUUGAUUGGUUUCCACCGGGACGUGAGUCUGAUUCGUUAAUCAUUGUCGGGGGAUGUGCGGAUGGUUCCGUAGUCGUCUGGAACCUGAAGGACGACGAAGAUCAACACCAAACGCUUUACGGACAUGCUGUUGCCGUUAACGAUGUAUCCUUUUCGCCGGACAGGAGAUGGUUAGCCUCCGUUGAUCGGGAUGGACACUUGAUCAUCAGAUUAACGAACGACUGGCGAAAAAUGUACGAGGCCAAGACGGGACCCAAUUACUGGCACCAAACUCUUUCGUGGAGCGGAUCCAGUGACAAAUUAGCAGUUACGAACGUUAGUUCCGAGGUUUUCGUUGUCGAAAUGAUCCAUUGGCAUCAACAGUAACUCGAAACGGUGCAGCUUCGCACCGUUGAAAAGCCUGCGAAUCUGCGAGUCUUCGAGAUUCUCUUCUCGCACGGUUGUGAGUUGCGUUUGACUCAUGUUCUAGUGUUUGUCGCGAAACGUUCCAGCCCUUGUUUGUUUGUGCUAUAACACGAGUCAUGAGAGCGAAACGUGACCGCUUGUUUGCUUUUCGACACUACACCACGAAAAAUCGCGCUGCUUCAGCGUGAACGUGCAAACGUGGCCACUUUUGAUUUCAAGUCAACAACGACACGCAAACAGGCCGGGAGAAAAAUAAAACAGCCAAAAUGGCGACGGCUUUUCGGAACUCGAAAAAAAAAAACGUAAAAAUUGAUUUGCGUAUUUUUUCUUCUGGUUUCUCAAACUCGUUGAAAUUUUUUUAAUUGCCUCGACCAGUGGGUAAAAGAAAUGUUCCACUUGUUAAUGAGCCCAAGUUUCAUCAUCGAAACAGACACUCAUUACGAAUACGUGGUACUGCGUUACCUCGCUGGACAUUCGAUCCCUUUAAAGUCAAUGAAAAAGACUCUUGUUUUCGUUUUUUUUUUUGUAAUCAUUUUAAUCAGUCGAAAGGAAUGUGCUUAUACAUUGAAUAAAAAAAAAAAAGACGAACUGAAAUCAGAAUCGCACUAAAAAGAAAACAAACUUGACAAUUGAUGAGGGGAAUGUGAAAUUUAAAAAACGAACAGACAAUGAUAGGAAUGAAAUGUUUACGUUCAUUCAUGAAGAGUGGGGACGUUCCAGCGAAUGGACGGGAAAUGAGU
Molecule: messenger RNA, 2022 nt
Organism: Daphnia carinata
Lineage: Eukaryota; Metazoa; Arthropoda; Branchiopoda; Diplostraca; Daphniidae
Product: F-box-like/WD repeat-containing protein TBL1XR1
Exons: 8
Coding region: 101-1243 (380 amino acids)
Biological process (GO): regulation of transcription by RNA polymerase II
Cellular component (GO): histone deacetylase complex
Molecular function (GO): protein binding; transcription corepressor activity
Source: RefSeq, a predicted model, not a curated record